CCAAAGAUAAAAAAAAGUCCAAGGCAGGUCUUCAUGACACAAGACAGAAGUAUUUGUUAAGAUUUAUUUUUGAAACACCUAAAAUAAAUAGACACCAAUAAACAUGAAUGCGCUUAUUCACAUCUUGCUAGGUUUUCAGAUAUUUAAAAUUUUUUUUUUUUUUGGCACAUCAUUGUAAAUGUACAGUUGUUCACAUGGUGUCACUGUUGAACACUGAAGCAUAGUGCUCUCUCCCACGUUGACGUCCCAGUUAUUUUCACUGGGCGUGUGAGGAUCGCAUCUGUCUGGAAAAAAGAUGAUUUUCAUUCAAAAUCUAGUCCUUUUUCCGAGGCAUUCCCAAGUUUUUGCUUUGAGAUAUUUUCAAUAAUUCCAAAAACCUCCCGGAUCUGAAGAGGAAACAUCCAUGUUUUUGACUGCGCAUCAGAGGAUGGCGCUUUGCGCUGCUGCCUUUGUCUUCGCUGCAGUGUGGCCCAGUGCGCUCUCUGUGACUCGCCACUCUAUAGCCGAGGAGAUGGAGCGCGGCUCUGUUGUGGCCAACCUGGCUGCGGAUCUAGGGCUUGAUCUAAAAUCCCUGCAAGACCGUGAGGUAAAACUCGACAUAUUUACCAACAAAAGGUAUUUAGAUUUCAACAAAAAGACGGGGGAGCUUUAUAUUGUAGAAAGAAUGGAUAGGGAGUAUCUGUGUCCAGCUAAGCCAACAUCCUGCUUUCUAAAGCUCGACGUUGUCAUAGAAAACCCAUUGCGCAUCUUCAACAUUGAGCUCGGUAUUACAGACAUUAAUGACAAUGCUCCGCUUUUCCGGCGAGACAGAGUCGAGCUGGACGUUUCCGAAUCCGCGACGCCGGGUGAAAGGUUCUCCCUGCCCAACGCCGCGGAUCCAGAUGUGGGCAUAAACACGAUCAAAACUUACAAACUCAGCGCCAGUGAACAUUUUACCAUCGAGAUUCAGACGGGAAGUGACGGGACGCAGUAUGUGGAUUUGGUUUUGACUAAAUCUUUAGACCGAGAAGAGACAGCAGCGCAUCAUUUGAUCCUGACAGCCGUGGAUGGAGGUGCGCCUGUGCGCUCUGGCACCGCAAAUAUCGUGGUCAGAGUGCAGGAUACGAACGACAACCCCCCGCGCUUUGACAAACAGAUUUACACAAUAAAUAUGACUGAAAACACUCCGAUAGGCACCGCAGUGACGACGCUUAACGCAACAGAUCUGGAUGAAGGUCUGAACGCAUUAAUAAUGUACUCGUUCACCCUUUACACGUCAGAGAAAACACAAGAUGUGUUUGCGUUAAAUCCAAACACCGGAGAAAUAACCGUAAAAGGGAUGAUAGAUUACGAGGAUAUGAAAUUUUAUGAGAUGCACAUUGAGGCCAGAGACAAAGGGACGCAUCCGCUGCUCGGACAGUGCAAAGUGGUCGUCCACGUGACCGAUGUGAAUGACAAUUAUCCAGAAAUCACCAUUCAGUCUGUUAGAAACACAGUACCUGAAAACAUUCCAGUAGGGAGUGUCAUUGCGCUGGUGGAAACAAGUGACAGGGAUAUAGGCGAUAAUGGAAAAGUCACCAUUUCCAUUCACCAGGCAAUGCCUUUUAUUUUGAAAAAAUCCUCAGAUAAACCAACACAAUAUGAACUCAUUGUAUCCGAGCCUUUAGACCGUGAGAACGUACCUGAAUAUGAAAUUAGACUGAUUGUAACUGAUUCAGGAAUGCCCCCCCUGUCAGACAAUGAAACAAUAACAGUGCGUUUAUUGGAUGUGAAUGAUAAUGCUCCAAAGUUCCCAAAGUCCUUUUACACCAUCAGAGUGAUGGAGAAUAAUGCCCCCGGGGCCCUGCUGGAGUCUCUGAGUGCGUUUGACCCUGACCUCCAUGAAAACCAGUAUCUGGUUUACGUCAUCAUAGAGAAGGAGAUCGCUAACACCUCCAUGUCCAUGCUGUUCUCCAUCAAUCCAGAGGACGGGAAACUUUACGCGCUGAAAACCUUUGACUAUGAGAUUGAGAAGGAGUUUCUUUUCCACAUCGAGGCCAGAGACUCUGGCUCUCCUCCUCUCAGCAGUAAUGUGAGCGUCCACAUCAUCAUCGUGGACCAGAACGACAACGCUCCUGUCAUCGUGUCUCCGUGGCGAGCACACGGCUCUGUGGUGGAGGAGAAGAUUCCCAGAUCCACAGAUAAAGGCUCCCUGGUCGCCAAGGUGAUCGCUUUGGACACGGACUCUGUGCACAACUCUCGGAUUACAUACCAGUUCCUGCAGGUGACUGACGCCACCUUGUUCAGUCUGGACCAAUACAACGGAGAGAUCCGGACCAUGAGGAUGUUCAGUUACAGAGACCCGCGCCACCAGAGACUGGUUGUUGUUGCCAAGGACAACGGGGAGCCGGCUCUCUCUGCUACAGUCACCAUCAAGCUGUCCACAGAGGAGACUGCUGUUAAGGCCUACUCUGACAUGACUGAGGUGCCUCUGGAAUACGACAUCUUCUCAGACCUCAACCUGUAUCUGGUGAUUGGUCUGGGCUCGGUGUCCUUUCUCCUGCUCAUCACCAUCUUGGUCACCAUCGUGCUGAAGUGUCAGAAAGCCAAGCCCAGCAAAGCGGCUCCUCCCAGCAGGAACAGUGUGAUCAGUGAGAGGAACUCCACCAUCGCAGACUCCACUCUGGUGUCCAACGAUGCCUACUGGUACAGUCUGUUUCUGGCAGAGACCAGGAAAGGGAAGCUGGUGGUUAGACAGCCUGUGCCAAAGGGCUCCAGAUACAUCGUGUCCAGCAUUCCAAGAGGGACAGGACUCACAGACACUAGUGACUCAGCUGCUUCCACUCUGCAGGCAGCUACGCCCCUCCCCUCUUGA
Oryzias melastigma (Indian medaka) is the source of this 2833-nucleotide messenger RNA. RefSeq names its product protocadherin b (gene pcdh2a1). Bases 404 to 2833 code for a protein of 809 amino acids. The transcript has 2 exons. Lineage: Eukaryota; Metazoa; Chordata; Actinopteri; Beloniformes; Adrianichthyidae. The record is from RefSeq and is a predicted model, not a curated record. Gene Ontology annotation, molecular function: calcium ion binding. Gene Ontology annotation, biological process: homophilic cell-cell adhesion. Gene Ontology annotation, cellular component: plasma membrane.